Aphanomyces invadans is the source of this 786-nucleotide messenger RNA. RefSeq lists its product as hypothetical. The transcript has 2 exons. The coding region runs from base 300 to 764 and encodes 154 amino acids. NCBI's taxonomy places the organism in Eukaryota, Oomycota, Saprolegniomycetes, Saprolegniales, Verrucalvaceae. The record is from RefSeq and is a predicted model, not a curated record.
CCAAGGGUGGUUUGUGUGCAGGGGAACCAGGGGGGUCUCGGGGAAAUUCCAGGGGGUGAAUGGCUGAACUCUGCUUCGUCUUGCCAAUACAAGUUACUUUGCUUGGGCAAUGCGCCACCCGUCGUACACGGUAAGCAACCAAGGUCAAGUGACGGCUGCCAUGAACGAAGCCCAAUGUUGCCAACAGCGCGCAGUGGCGAUACGUAGAUUGAUAGUGUCGGUCGGUUCGGCCGCGCUGACGUGACCAAGGCAUCGUCACAUCUCCAUGUUACGGCGGCAUCGGUGAAAAAGUGCGUCCGAUGGCGCAGUCCAUCAUGCGUCUCGAGGUCUCGCGUUGGCGUUGCCGAAAUCGAAGCGGACGAGGCCACGCAACAAGGCGUUCUCGAUGGCAACUUCUCCGUGGGCUUGGAGAGUUGAUAUUGUCAUCGCGAGUUUCAUUACUCCGCAAUUUCGGGAAGCGGCGAGGCACAACACGACUCGGACACUUCCCCAGGGGUACGUGUGGUAGUCUGCUGUACAACCGAUCAUUCUCACCCUCGAAAGUGUGCUGCGGUGGCCAAAGAAAAGUUGCCUACUCUGACGGCAUGUCAGCGCAACUGGAAUACCUCCAGCUGCACGAUACCUACGUAGCCCGCGAGAAAUGCCCUUGCCAAGUGUCGCUCACGCACGUCCCUCGAGAAAACGUGAGCACCCCAAAAGCACACUGCCCCCGAAAUGGUCUCUCCCUUCCCCAAGGUCGAACGCUGUGGAGCGCUCUGUCUUAACAAUUCGUGCUUGCUUUACACA